Messenger RNA from Dacryopinax primogenitus, 825 nucleotides. RefSeq lists its product as uncharacterized. Gene Ontology annotation, cellular component: t-UTP complex; 90S preribosome; small-subunit processome. Gene Ontology annotation, molecular function: RNA binding; protein binding. NCBI's taxonomy places the organism in Eukaryota, Fungi, Basidiomycota, Dacrymycetes, Dacrymycetales, Dacrymycetaceae. The coding region runs from base 1 to 825 and encodes 274 amino acids. The record is from RefSeq and is a predicted model, not a curated record. The transcript is spliced from 2 exons. Gene Ontology annotation, biological process: maturation of SSU-rRNA from tricistronic rRNA transcript (SSU-rRNA, 5.8S rRNA, LSU-rRNA).
AUGCUCGCCCACCGCAAGGGAACUGUGACGCUCAUCUGCCCUGUGCUCGUCAGUGGGGGCUUGGACUUAGCACCCGUGCUUACCCCCGCUGCGCCGGUGCAGAAGACAGACGCGCAUGGGGCGGGUGCAGUUGCCAAUCUGCUCAAGACGAGCAAAGCUGCUACUUGGGCUGAGAGCUGGCAUAGACGGUUGCCGUAUACCAGGCGAGGGGAGAUGAGCGUGCUCAGGAAGAGAGGGUGGGUGGUGUGCAGGCGUGAACAAGCGGUGGGGAUCUGGUACCUCAAGACUGUAUCAGAGGGGGAGGAGGGCGGGUGGGAGAAAGUGUUGGAGAUGGAGCUUGCUGGAAAGGGGAAUUUGGUGUGUAUAGCAGUUGGCGAGCCUGGGGAUUCACAACCGGCGUGGUUGGCGGUGAGCGAUGGUGGAGAGGUUAAGCUCUGGCAACUCCUGGGCGAGAAGGAAGACAUACGCCCAAAACGCGUCAAGAGCUUCAUACCCACUGUCGUUGAGCAGCUUGCCGAUUCCGAAGGAACGCUGGGAGCGUCGGCGCUUGCGUUUACACCCUCUGCAUCGCACCUCCUUGUUGCUACUACGCCGUCUUGCCAGCCGGGGUCGACGAUCCUCUUCCUGGAUGUGGCAGACUUGAGCGUAGUCGCAAGGCUCACACCACCAAAAUCGGCAAAUGCCGAAUCAUGGAUAUCCGAAAUUGUCGUCAGUUCAGACGGGCACUAUUGCGCCUCUCUGGACGUAACAGGGCGGAUCAACAUCUGCGACAGCACUCACCUUCCUCCCCACCUCCCCAGCGCUGCUUGUCAUCGUCCUCGCUAA